Molecule: messenger RNA, 1835 nt
Organism: Eimeria maxima
Lineage: Eukaryota; Apicomplexa; Conoidasida; Eucoccidiorida; Eimeriidae
Product: ABC transporter, putative
Exons: 9
Biological process (GO): transmembrane transport
Cellular component (GO): membrane
Molecular function (GO): ATPase-coupled transmembrane transporter activity; ATP binding; ATP hydrolysis activity
Source: RefSeq, a predicted model, not a curated record
UGGCAAUGGUGGCAAAAUUAACUCUAUUGAGUUUUUCUGUUCCUUCUUUGCUUCUUUUUGUUCCUUUACUCGCGUUUUUCCUCCUUCGUACUGCAGCUAAACUUAGGGCAGCCAUCAGGUCCCUCAAGAGACUGGAGACAAUAGCUCGCUCGCCUCUGCACUGUCUCCUCGCAGGUGCUGUUGCAGGCGGCCGCUGCCUCCGCGCCUUCAGGGCAGAUUGUCGUUACUACUGGAGUUGUUUAGAGGCCCUUUUGUUAUAUGGUAAUAUUUCUUAUAAAAACAUUUGCUUACAAGCUUGGCUGUCUCUACGGCUGCAGCUAAUAGGAGCAACGCUGCAGCUACUGCUGCUUGCUGUCUUUGCUCUGCCCCUUUAUUUGUGGCCUCAGCAGCUAGAGAAGGUUCGAGGGGAGUUUGCUGCUCUGCUGGCUUUGAGCUUAUACGCGGUGUCUCCGCUGGUUCGUCUGCUGACGCAGACAAUCACCACAUUUGUCCGUCUUGAGGUGCAAAUGGUCGCAGUGGAACGGGUCCGAGAUUACCUCCUGGUGCCUGCAGAGGACCCGCACUAUGAUGUAAUAACGGAAAGACCGUGGUCCCAGGGAAGGGAUACAAAGGGCAGCAAUGCAUCAUUUUGGUUUAGCUCGUAUUUCUGGAGGAGGAACAGCAAGGCUUCUUCUCUGUCGCUUAAUGCAAAAGAAGAAGAGCAGCUGCCACUACUGCAGCGGCAGCAGACGCAAGGCUGCGCUGCAUGCGCCGAGGAGAACUUGGUAGCGAUCAGCUGUGCAAGGCCAGAGCCUGUUGCUAGGGGACCGGGUUCGUCGCGGCAUGCUUCAACAGCAGCAGCUGCUGCUGCUGCAGCGAAGCUGGCGGUGUACGAGACGCUGCUGUCUCUGGGCGCUCCUUCUUGUGGCCAUCCGAGUGUGGGAGGCAGGCGGUGCUCUUGUACAGAUCAGCAGCAGAAGCAGCAAGACAGCAGCAGCGCGCCGCUGCUGUUUCCUGUUGCUGUGCCUCUAGGAUUUCAAACACGAGGCCGCAUCGAGUUUGAAAGUGUGACGGUGGCUUACAGCGCGGGUGGCAUGCCUGCGCUGAAGGGAGUAUCUUUGACGGUGUAUCCAGGGGAAGUUGUUGGUUUCGUGGGUAGAACAGGAGCAGGGAAGAGUACAAUAUUAUUGGCAUUGAGUAGAAUGGGGUUAGAUACGCCGCUAGCCACAGUCGAUGAAGCAUCAGCCUUGGAAUUCCGCGUCAGAAGAUCUCGCAGGCUUCAAAGCAGUACGGCAGUUUUAGGGGGGGGAGAUGGCCGCGAGCACCGUUCGCGUGCUUUGGGUUCAACAGAUUCUGCUGCUUCCGGGAAAGAGCAGCAGCGGCAGGUGUCUGUAAACCGCUUUGGAGGCGGAGGCGAAGGGGGGAUGCAGCGCAGCAGCGGGGGCGCCAAAGGCAUCAGCAGCAGCAGCCAGAGUGUGCGGCUGUCUUUAGGACAGAAGCAGUUGCUGUGCCUGUGCAGAGCUGUAUUGAGGGAAGCUCCUGUCCUCUGCCUCGACGAAGCUAACAGCUGCAUGGAUCCUUCCUUAGAGAAAGAAGUUCUUAUACCCGUCGUAAAGCGGUGCUUAAGACGCGGGAGUGUAUUGCUUAUCUCCCACCGACUGCAACAUCUACCAGCUGUAUGCCACCGCGUCGGGGUGGUGGGAGAAGGACAGCUGCUUGAGUUGGCCCCUCCUCGCACUCUCUUGCGAGACAAAACCUCUCGCUUUCACGCCCUUUAUUCUGCAGCAAAAGGGAGCACGACAGCUCACCACAGCAGCAGCGGCAGCGGCAGCACGAACAACAGCGCAGCACCGUAA